Saccharomycopsis crataegensis is the source of this 666-nucleotide messenger RNA. It is a transcript of the gene CDC33, whose product is annotated as translation initiation factor eIF4E. Gene Ontology annotation, cellular component: eukaryotic translation initiation factor 4F complex; cytoplasm. Bases 1 to 666 code for a protein of 221 amino acids. Gene Ontology annotation, molecular function: translation initiation factor activity; RNA 7-methylguanosine cap binding. The transcript has a single exon. Lineage: Eukaryota; Fungi; Ascomycota; Saccharomycetes; Ascoideales; Saccharomycopsidaceae. Gene Ontology annotation, biological process: translational initiation. The record is from RefSeq and is a predicted model, not a curated record.
AUGUCUGUGGAAGUUACAAAGAAGGUUGAGGAACUCACCAUCGAUGGAAAGCCAGAAGUCAGCGAGGCUGCCGAAGCCACCUCUGCCCCAGUCAUCUUAACCAAAGAAUUGACUCACUAUCAUCCAUUGAAUGGUAAGUGGACCUUGUGGUACACGAAGCCAUCUGUUGACAAGAGUGAAUCAUGGGCUGAUUUAUUGAAAUCCGUGGUGACUUUCUCCACUGUUGAAGAAUUCUGGGGUAUUUACAAUGCUAUUCCAAACGCCAGUGAUUUGCCAUUGAAGUCGGACUACCACUUGUUCAGAGAAGGAAUCAAACCAGAAUGGGAAGAUGUCCAAAACUCUAAGGGUGGUAAAUGGUCAUACCAAUUCAAGGAAAAGAAGAAGAUUGAUAUCAACGAAUUGUGGUUGCGUGCUUUGCUUUCCGCCAUUGGUGAAACCCUUGAAGAAGAAGAAAAUGAAUUGAACGGGAUUGUCUUGAAUGUCAGAAGAGUUUUCUACAGAGUUGGUUUGUGGACCAAGUCUUGCGAAAGAGAAAAGUUGGAACCUAUUGGUAGACAAUUCAAGAAGGUAUUGAAGUUGACUGAUGGUGACAAGUUGGAAUUCAGUCCUCAUGACAGCGGUGAUGUUAGAGCUCCAGGUGGUUCAAAGGACACUUUUAUUGUCUAA